GAGAUUUUGCAGCUUUGCUAAUAAUUCAGAUAAGCCAAAAUUAGUGUGUUGAUAAUUAAGAAAGAUGGGAAUAAAGUUAUGGGUAAUGUUAGUGAUGAUUGUGCUUUCAUUACUAAAUGGAUGGUAUUGUUUAGGGUGUUGGGAGGAAGAGAGGGUUGCUCUUUUGCACCUCAAAGCAAAUAUAAACUUUCCAAAUGGAGAGUCGCUGCCUUCAUGGGUUGUUAAUGAGAUUGGAACUGACUGUUGUCAAUGGCAAGAUGUUGAAUGCAGUACAACUCGACGAGUAAUCCAACUUAAUCUGGAUUUUGCUAGGCCUUCGAAAUUAGGAGAUUGGUAUUUUAAUGCCUCUCUAUUUCUUCCCUUUCAAGAGCUCAAAAAUCUCUCUUUGUCAGGGAAUCAAUUAGUAGGUUAGAUUGAGAAUGAAGGUAUAGAUAGAUUGUCAAAGUUGAGAAAUUUGGAGGCCCUUGAUAUGGGUGACAAUUUUUUUGAUCACAAAAUUUUGUCAUCUCUUAGUCAACUUUCUUCUCUAAAGCAUUUGGGACUUCGAGGCAGCUUUAUAGAGAGAGAAAACUAUAGCAACAGUCGUGAAAGACUUUUUGGAUUAUCCAAUCUAGAAGUUCUUGAUUUUGGGCUUAAUAAUUGGUUUAGAGAUUACAACAUUCAAUCGAUGCUAAAUCUGAAUGAUUUUAUCAAUUUGAAGGAACUCGACCUAAGUGAAAAUGAACUUAUAAGCUUGGGUACCAUUUAUGAUCUAAAAAAUUUGACGGUCCUUAAUAUACAAUCAAAUUGCUUCAAUAAUAGCAUUUUCUCCUCACUUCACGGGCUAUCAUCACUUAAGUCUCUAGAUCUCUCUCACAAUAAACUAAAAGGGACCAUCCAAAUGAAAGAUUUACAUGCUUUGAGUAAUUUGGAGGAGCUCGAUCUAAGUGGUAAUGAGGUCGAAUACUUCACAACUCCAACAGGCGUCAAAAGUUUGCAUCAUCUCCAAGUGCUAAAAUUAAAUUCCAUAAGUGUCUCCAACAUUAGCAACAUGCUGCAAUCUUUGAGUACAUUCUCAUACCUCAAGCACUUCUAUUUUCAGAACAAUUAUGGAAACGGAAGCGUUAAAUCUUAUGAGCUGAGACAUUUAAGAUGGCUGGAGGGAUUGUUCUUGGAUAAUUCCAAUGUAGAUUGGAACUUUCUACAAAGUAUUGGAGCCCUAACUUCCCUGAAGAUUUUAUGUUUGUCCAGAUGCAGACUCAAUGGCACCCUUCCCAUUCAAGGGUUGUGUGAACUUAAAAACCUCCAAGAGUUAGAUCUUAGUUGGAAUGAGCACAAAGGAAUAUUUCCUUCAUGUGUUGCAAACAUGACAUUUCUUAGAGUGAUUGAACUCUCACACAAUACUUUCACCGGAAAUAUUGCCUCCCCUCCACUUUCAAAACUCACGUCGCUUGAAUAUCUCUCCCUCUCAAGUAACAACUUCCAAGUUCCAAUUUCUUUCAAGGCAUUCUUUAAUCAUUCAAACUUGAAGUUUUUAUUUUUGGAAAACAAUGAAGUUAUAGAUGACACCGAGUCAGGAAAUUUGUUUCCCAAUAUUCAACUAGAGGUUUUUAGUAUGCCGAAUUCGAGAGGUCGUCCAUCACUGCCCAACUUCCUUUACUAUCAAUCCAAUUUGAGAAUUCUCGAUCUCCCAAAUAACAACAUAGGACCGAAUUUUCCAUCUUGGUUGUUGGAGAACAACACAAGACUUAGGGGACUAUUCCUGAGGGAUAAUGCUUUUACAGGACCCCUGAAGUUGCCACCAACAAGCACCAUUCCCAACAUGGAGACUUUUGAUGUAUCCAAUAACAAGUUCAAUGGGCAUGUUCCAACUAAUAUAACUUCAAUUUUUCCAAACUUGGUUGCAUUAAACAUGUCAACAAAUAUGUUUGACGGUUGUUUACCUUCUAGUUUCGGUGACUUGAAAUCUAUAAAAUAUAUAGACUUGUCCAAUAAUAACUUGUCCGGCACAAUACCGCAAAAAUUAGUUAUGGGAUGCUUUUCUUUGAAAUAUCUCAAACUAUCAGAUAAUAAAUUGCAAGGACAAAUAUUUCCAGAAUCUAUCAACCUGCUGGACUUGGAAUAUUUAUAUCUGGAUAACAAUGAGUUCUCAGGCACCAUUCCAAAGAGCUUGUCUACCAUCCCUCUUCUAGUGUUAGACGUUAGUAACAACAGUUUGUCAGGAAGAAUUCCUACAUCAGUGACUAAUAUGACAACAAUAAAUCAAAUUUCUUUGUCGAAGAACCAGCUUGAGGGUCCAAUUCCAGAGGAAAUUUGCAAUCUCGGUGAUCUUAACCUCUUAGAUUUAUCUGAGAACAAAUUAUGUGGUUCAGUCCCAUCUUGCUUCAAUCUAUCAUACAUACGACACAUCUAUCUGAACAAUAACCAAUUGGAAGGUGAGCUUACAUAUGCAUUUUAUAAUAGCUCUUAUUUGGUGUCAUUGGAUCUUAGAUGGAAUAAGUUCACUGGAAGUAUCCCUCAAUGGCUUGGCGAUCAGUCGAGCCUGAGCAUUAUCCUUCUCAGAGGUAACCAUUUUGAAGGCACAAUCCCUCACCAAUUUUGUGAGAUGAAUGAACUAAGCAUGAUAGACCUUUCUUUUAAUUUUCUUUCGGGUCAAAUUCCACACUGCUUUGGUAACAUGGCGCGAGACAGAACAGUGGAUAAGUCUGGAAAAUUUGAAGAACCAUUCAUUUCUUUAAAUCAAACAAUCAAGUCUUACAUGGAAAAGGUUCAGUUAGAAAGGGCCUAUCACUUGUUUUCCCAAGACGCUAGAUAUUUGCAGUUAGCUGAUGUGCCGAUUAGAGCAACAUUCAUAACAAAGAAAAAUUCUUAUUCUUACAAAGGUAUCAUCCUCAAUUACAUGUCAGGAAUUGAUCUCUCUUCUAAUAAAUUACAUGGUGAAAUUCCGGAUGGCCUUGGAAAUUUAAGUGAGAUCCGCGCACUUAACUUGUCCCACAACUAUCUUAUUGGAACAAUUCCAGAAACAUUCUCAAACUUAAGUCAGAUUGAGAGCUUAGAUCUCUCCUAUAACAACUUAACUGGGAGGAUACCCGCUGGUCUGAUCAAGUUAAAUGCUUUGGAAGUUUUCAGUGUGGCGCAUAACAAUUUAACAGGUGUGAUACCGGAGAGUAAUCAGUUUGGAACUUUUGAUGAAGGUAGCUAUCAGGGAAAUCCUUAUCUUUGUGGCCGUCCAUUACGUGACGACUGUACUAGCACUGAAUCAACACAUAUCUUGCCAUUUGCUGAUGAUGAAAGUGAGGAGCACGGUUUCAUGGACAUGGAGUUCUUCUACAUAAGCUUCGUUGUAACUUAUUUAAUUGUAGUGCUUUGCAUUGCUACAGUUAUAUCCAUAAAUCCUCACUGGAGAAAAGUAUGGUUUCAUUUCAUUGAGGUUUAUGUAAUCCAUUUUUGAGGCCACGUGUUCUAAACAAUAUAUAUUCCCAUUUUCCAAAUCAAGAUUUGAUAAUUCGAAAGUAAUGAAGCAGUGAAGCCAAAUAUAACAGCAUGGUACGAAGCCAAGAUGGUCGUGUGCAUGCAUAUUCAAUCAUAAAAGUAUGAAAUGAUUUUCAAUUAUCUGUACAUGUAUUAAUAGAUGGGAAUGUGAUUUGUUUCCCAGCUAAAUGUUUUUGUUUGAGAAAAA
Olea europaea var. sylvestris is the source of this 3658-nucleotide messenger RNA. Its product is annotated as receptor-like protein 12. The record is from RefSeq and is a predicted model, not a curated record. The transcript has 10 exons. NCBI's taxonomy places the organism in Eukaryota, Viridiplantae, Streptophyta, Magnoliopsida, Lamiales, Oleaceae. Bases 470 to 3430 code for a protein of 986 amino acids. Gene Ontology annotation, molecular function: protein binding.